This is a messenger RNA of Syzygium oleosum, 387 nucleotides long. RefSeq names its product proline-rich receptor-like protein kinase PERK9. Bases 1 to 387 code for a protein of 128 amino acids. The record is from RefSeq and is a predicted model, not a curated record. The transcript has a single exon. Lineage: Eukaryota; Viridiplantae; Streptophyta; Magnoliopsida; Myrtales; Myrtaceae.
AUGCCCUCCGCGUCGACCUCGCCCCCCCCUCCCGUUAACCGGCGGGACACCACCACCACCACCCCCCCUCGGCCAAUCGCGGAAGCUUCCUCCUCCUCCUCCCUCCUCCCCCCUCCGCCUUCCUCCGCCGUCGAUAUCGAUCGUCCUCCGACGAAAGCUCCCCUCUCCGCAUCUCCUCUCUCGCCUGCGCGCGCGGAUAAACCGGAAUCGGCGGAGCCCCCCGCCGCAUCGAUCGAGCGGUCCCCCGAGCGAACGGCGCGGCAACCGAACGACGGGACGCCGGAGGGACGGACAGAGGGAGAUAGGGAGUGGGCCCCCUUCGCUCCGGCGAUCGGAGUCUUCCGCCUCCGCCGCCGCCGCCGCCGUCUAUGCUCGCGCCUUGGAUGA